AAUUUACAGAGGUGACAACAGAACCAACAUACACCCCUAGCUCUAUAGAAUGCAAAGAAGUCCAGCAACGAGGUUGUAGAUCUGAGGGGGAAUGCUGCGAGGGUUUACAGGGUACCAGUUUACGAUGCAAAGAAAGUAUAUGCUGUGUGCCUGAGACUGGGCCAUGUGUGGAAGAUGAGGAUUGUUGUAGAGGUGGAAAUCUUAAGUGUACUGAAGGUCGUUGCAUUGCUCCCGAUUGUGAGUACCCCGUUGCUCCGCAGAAUGGGAGAAUCGACUCCGGAAGUGCUCCGAAUCAACAAGGACGAUUCAAACCUGGCGAGAUUGUAUCAUUCAGUUGCAACGACUGUUACACGCUGUCGAGAAAUCCAGCUGGUCAAAUUGAUAAAACUGUCGAGUGCGAGUCCAAUGGUGAACUUGAUGGUCCAGUCCCAACAUGCGAAAGGCUACAGUGUAUUGAUAUAGUAGCACCAGAAAACGGAGGACGAUCACCGACAGUCGGUAAUAACGCGUGCGGUGAUCAGGUGACUGUUGAAUGCGAUGAUGACUUUGAGCCAGAGGGACCAAUUGUAUUAACAUGUGAACAAAUCGGAACCUCGGUUAGUUGGGACAAAGUCCCACAAAAGUGUACAAAAGAAAAAGCAUGUCAAGAACUUGGUCAACCAUGUGAAAAUGGAAAUGGAAACGGAAAUGGACUUGACUGCUGCGUAAAGGUCAAUGAAGUAAUGGCAUGUGGAUUUACAGGAACAUGUUUUAGAGAGAGAAGACAGAGAUGUUCAUCAGAUGACGAUUGUUGUAGAGGUCUGGGCUGUAGUAACGAAACAAAAACUUGUGAACCACCAAUUACUCUAGAUUGCCGGGAGCCUAUUGAUAUCGUAUUUGCCGUG
Messenger RNA from Owenia fusiformis, 884 nucleotides. NCBI's taxonomy places the organism in Eukaryota, Metazoa, Annelida, Polychaeta, Sabellida, Oweniidae. The record is from the annotation of a GenBank genome assembly.